CGGUCAGAAGUCAAAAUGAACAUAAAAUAACAGAAUUGUCAAACAAAUCUGUUAAAACCUAUCAACUUUAAUCAAUUUAGAAAAACAAAUAUUCCACCAAAUUUAAACUGAUGAAAAACCGCAAUAAAUAAUAUUCCAGAAACCUUUCACAUCAUUUAGGUUAUCACCUUAAUUCUUAUUAAAUGUGGCAACGCCGAAAUAAUUUUGACAACUGGAAGAUUUCGUAUAAUGCGAUAAACUGUAUUAGUAAUGCUUGGACGUGUCAGAGCGUUCUUCCGUUUGACUCACCGCAAGUUGCCUCAUCAACAAUUCCAUAAUUACCAGAGAAUAUCACCCAUUUUUACAACAGCUACGAAGAUGGCAGACAAAGUAGAUAAGGCUGAGCUAAAAAAAAAGUUGACCCCCAUGCAGUAUCAUGUAACUCAGGAAAAGGGCACCGAACGACCUUAUACAGGAUGUUAUGAUAAAUCUUUUGAAGAAGGUACUUAUGUGUGCAUAGUCUGCGAACAGUCUCUUUUUAGUUCAAAAACAAAAUUUGAUAGUGGAUGUGGUUGGCCUGCCUUCAAUGAUGUUUUGGAUAAGGGCAAAGUAAAACUAAGUCCAGAUACUAGCGGAGGACGUAUAAGAACAGAGGUGACUUGCUCAAAGUGUGAUGCACAUCUUGGACAUGUCUUUGAUGAUGGCCCAGCACCAACCAGGAAGCGGUUCUGCAUAAAUUCUGCUUCUCUGAACUUUAUUCCAGGCAAAACGAUAGGAGACAGUUAAUAACAAAGCACUGGAGAUUUAUAUUAUAGGUUGCUUUUUUAUUGAAGUUAUUUUUAUAUGAGAAAAUUAUAAUUGGUCUAUGGGUGAUAUCAUAGAUGAAGGUCAUUGUGAUGAAAAAAAUUAUAAGAUCUUUAUGGCCCAAUUCAUGUUUCAUUAAUGUACUUACACUAUUGUAUCUACUGGAAUAUAAUGAGUACAGUAGAUCUUCGAGCUUGGGUUAUUAUUACAAUAUUGUUCAAUAAAUUUGUCUACUAAUAUCUUAUAAUAGAAAAUAUUCUAGUCUUUUCAUUUUAAAUAAUUUAAAAUUGUUUGAAAAAUGUUUUUUUGAUAUAUGCUACAAAUUAAGAGAUAUAUUCAAUACAGAGAUGGUUUCUGAAAUGAUUUUUGUGUUUUAAUUGUAAUUUCAAAAAUUCUAAUCAAAAUAUUGAUUGAGAUGAAUUAUUUAUAAUGAAUGUAAACUCAAAUGUAAGAAUUUUCAAGUAAUUAAUAAACGUAAUUGCUUAUA
Messenger RNA from Harmonia axyridis, 1270 nucleotides. RefSeq names its product methionine-R-sulfoxide reductase B1 (gene SelR). Lineage: Eukaryota; Metazoa; Arthropoda; Insecta; Coleoptera; Coccinellidae. Gene Ontology annotation, molecular function: peptide-methionine (R)-S-oxide reductase activity. The transcript has 5 exons. The record is from RefSeq and is a predicted model, not a curated record. Gene Ontology annotation, biological process: response to oxidative stress; protein repair. Gene Ontology annotation, cellular component: cytoplasm. The coding region runs from base 250 to 765 and encodes 171 amino acids.